AUGAACCCUGCAGGUGUUCCAUUUAUUACAGAAGAAGCAGAAGGAGUCAAGCUCUUCCAACCUAUUACUUGCAAAUCUGUCACUCUUCACAAUCGUGUAGUGGUUUCUCCAAUGUGUUUGUAUUCUGCCGAGGAUGGCAUAUUGAAUGACUUUCACUCUACCCAUUAUGGUGCUAUGGCUACUCGUGGUGCAGGUCUUAUAAUCGUUGAAGCAACAGCCGUUGAACCGCAAGGACGUAUCACCCCAUCGGAUUCUGGUCUCUGGAAGGACGAGCAGAUUGAACCUUUAAAGCGCAUUGUUAACUUUAUAAAGUCCCAAGGCACAGUCCCAGGAAUUCAAAUUGCCCAUGCUGGUCGCAAGGCUUCGACACUUCCACCUUUUAUUGGCGACGGCGCUGCGAGUGAGGAAGAAGGAGGCUGGCCAGAAGAUGUUCGCAGCGCAAGUGAACUCAAGUUUGCCGACCAUUACUGUCAACCUAACGCGCUUAGUCAAGAAGGUAUAAAUGAGGUUGUACAAAAAUGGGCUGAUGCUGCCGUCCGUGCUGAUGAAGCUGGAUUUGAAGUCCUCGAGAUCCACAGUGCUCAUGGUUACUUGCUACACAACUUUUUGUCUGGAAACUCAAACAAUCGCACUGACGAGUACGGUGGAUCCCUUGAUAAUCGUAUGAGAUUUCCAUUGGAAGUUGCAAAAGCCGUUCGUGCUGUCUGGCCUGAUCACAAACCUCUUUGGCUUCGUCUUUCUGCUACUGAUUACGCCAACCCUGAUCCCAUGGGACCCGAUGAGAACGGCUGGGAUAUCUUUCAAUCUGUCGAGUACGCAAAAAAAUUAAAGGAAAUUGGUAUAGACGUAAUUGAUGCCUCCAGCGGUGCAAACCUUUCUACUGUUGGCUAUCCACCGCCUUCCUUAUUCCAAAUCGACUUUGCUGAGAAGAUAAAGCGUGAAGCUGAAAUCUCAACUGCUGGAGUAGGAUAUAUCUGUACUGGUAAGCAGGCCGAAGAAAUCCUUCAGGAUGAUAAGGCCGACUACACACUUAUUGGUCGUGAAUAUCUUCGCCGUCCUACAUGGGUUAUGGAUGCUGGUAAAGAACUUGACGUGGAUGUUACACUUCCAAAGCAAUACACAUGGGCCCUGCGUAUGUCCCGUCACACAAACAAGAGUGCGAUGGAUGAGUACUACCUUCAUCAUUCUUCAUCGUAA
Phycomyces blakesleeanus NRRL 1555(-) is the source of this 1197-nucleotide messenger RNA. RefSeq lists its product as hypothetical. Lineage: Eukaryota; Fungi; Mucoromycota; Mucoromycetes; Mucorales; Phycomycetaceae. The coding region runs from base 1 to 1197 and encodes 398 amino acids. Gene Ontology annotation, cellular component: intracellular anatomical structure. The transcript is spliced from 2 exons. Gene Ontology annotation, molecular function: NADPH dehydrogenase activity; FMN binding; NADP binding. The record is from RefSeq and is a predicted model, not a curated record.